AUGCGCCGCUUCAUCGGAAUAUGGACGUUGGUGGCGGUGUGUAACCGUGCCGUUCACGCCCAAGGCCUGCCCAGCUUCUCUCUACUAUCACCCAACUUCCUGAGUCCACAGUUCACCAAAAACCACAACCAGUUCAUCAAGAAUGGUCCCAGUAGUAAGGUGUACCAAAACUCGGCGGUUGUCAACUCGGUGAAUGGUUGCGCAUGCCCGGGAAGUAUUAAUGGUGUACCGCCGGUUCAUGUCACGUUAUGUAUUUGUAACAACAAUAAUAAUCAGAAACACUUGCCGGAUGUGACGGUGAGCAAGAAGGUGAGGGAAGAGGAAGAGGUUAGUGGGGAAUCACAUACUGUCAUCAUCCCGGAUGGUACGUAAGUUGGAUUUUUAAAUAUUUUGGUGUUUUUAGUAAUAACGUAGUAGGUUGUUCAUUUAAUUCUGCGCCCUCUCUCAAAGCAAAUUUUUGGGGUAAAGGGGCACAGAAUUAUGUAAACAACCUAAUAAGAAACGCUUGAUAUUCUCAGGUUUUCCAAAUAUGAAUGAGUCAUUUAAAGUGCCAACUUUGAAAAUUUUGGCUCAUUUAUAUUUGAACAAAUUACAGGGAAAGUGCCUAACAUGCCCGGCUUAGAAUUAGCUCACGAUUUUUAUAUAAAUUCUUUGUACCACUAAUAGUACCCAUAGAAAGCUUUAGCUUUCGUUUUUAAGCUUUAAAUUUAAAUAUUUGUUUUUCCCGCCAAUUUGGCAAAUUUGGCAUUGUGUUUCAAGCCUUUUUUGGAUUUUUAACACAAGCUACGCUUACAAAUUAAAAAAUGUAAGUUCAUUCAAAGAUUUUUUAGUAGUAUAUCAAAGAAAAACGCUUAUAAGUCAAAAAAGGAUAACGUUAUAAGCUUGAAACACAAUGCCAAUUUGGCGGGAAAUUCAAAACGUAAUUUUUUGAUAUCGAGUUUCUCGAGAUUUCCUGGAAAGCGCGAUUUUGUACUUUGCUGAAGAUCUUAUAUUUAAAUGACCUUUCUAUAAAUAAAGGUUGAAGUCAAUCAGAACGGGGCAGGUCAGGCACUUUCCUUGUUAGUAAAAAAGCGAGAAAAGCUUGAUAAUAUAACAAUUGUAUGGAGGGAAACGCCCGACCUGCCAUUCUUUGAUUGGCUUCAAACUUAUUAUAUAGAAAGACCAUAUAGAUAUAAGAUCUACAACAAUGUAUAUUUGAGCUACGCUUUCUAGUCAAUCUCAAAAAAAUCGAAAUCAAAAAAUUAGGUUUUUAAUUUUCUGCCAAAUUGGCAUUGUGUUUCAAGCUUAUAACUUUGUCAUUUUUUGACUUUUAAUUAUUUUUCUUUGAUAUACUAGUAGAAUACCUUUAAAUCAACCUACAUUUUUAAAUUUGUAAGCGUAGCUAGUGCGGAAAGUUGAAAAAAGUGCUUGCAACACAAUGCCACAAAUUUGCCAAUUUGGCGGGAAAUCAAAUAUUUAAAUUACUUAAAACUUAAAAGCGUGGGUUAAUACUUUUUAUGGGUACUAUUGGUGGUACAGUUAAUUCAUAUAAAAAUUUUGAGCUGGUUUUGAGUUGGGCAUGGUGGGUAAUUUCUUUUUGAGGGCGGGCGGAUGAGUACUUUCAUUAUAAGUGAGGGAGGCUGAGUACUUUCCUUGUGAGUAAUGUAAAAUACGACGAAUCGUUUGCAAAAAUUAUACAGAAUUACAUUUGCAGUAGCACCGCAAGACCUGUUGAAGAAGUUGGAGAAUACGAAAGUCCCACCCUCGUACAAGAUCAAGAAAGACAAGAGGCAUAA
Molecule: messenger RNA, 1775 nt
Organism: Bursaphelenchus okinawaensis
Lineage: Eukaryota; Metazoa; Nematoda; Chromadorea; Rhabditida; Aphelenchoididae
Source: the annotation of a GenBank genome assembly